CAGGUUCAAACAAAAAAACAUUACGUUAAAAAAUUCGAAGAAAAUUUUAAAAACUGAUGUUUCUCUAUCCCCGCCUCAGAGUUCUUCUCCAUUCCCAAACCCCAAAAUGUCACCUUCUCCACUCUCUCAAUUCCUUCUCCACAACUUCAGAUUCAACUCAAAACUCUUUCACCAUAUCCUACCUCACCAACAAUUGCGGUUUAUCUCCACAAGACGCUCUCAAAGCAUCAAAACGCAUCCAUUUCACCACCCCCGACAAACCCGAUUCCGUUGUCUCCUUCUUCAAAAACCACGGUUUCUUCAAUCACCACAUACAAACCAUCAUCCUCAAGGAUCCUGAGCUUUUAGUCUCGAACCCCAUCAAAUCCCUUUUGCCAAAGUUCCAAUUUUUAUCCUCCAAAGGCGUUUCUCCCACCGACAUAGUCGCCACCGUCAUCAGAAGCCCUCGUUUCCUUCGUGUAAGCCUUGAGAAACACAUCAUCCCUGCUUUUGAAUUGGUACGAAGUUUCUGUCCCUCUGAUCAAAAAGCUGUUGAUUCAAUUAUUGUUUGUCCCACUUCCAUUAGUGAUGGUCGCAUGAAACCAAAUCUUCAAUUUUUAAUUGAUUUUGGGGUAACCCCUUCUUGUAUUUACCAUUUCCUUAGGACUAGACCUUCGAUUAUAUGUUCUAAUGAUUUGAGAAAAGCUGUGGAAGAAAUUAAGGAAUUAGGGUUUGACACUUCCAAAGUCAGUUUUGGUGUGGCAUUAUUGGCCAAAAGGGCUAUCACAAAAUCCCAAUGGGAUGCCAAAAUUGAUGUCUUGAAGAGAUGGGGUUGCUCUGAAGAUGCAAUUUUUAAUGCUUUUAAGAGGCAACCCAACUUUAUGCUCAGGUCGCCGGAGAAACUCAAUGCAGUGAUGAGUUUUUGGGUCGAUGAGCUCGGUUGGGAUGCUUCUGUGCUGAUGGCUGCACCGACGCUUUUUGGGUAUAGUAUAGAGAAAAGGCUUACUCCAAGGGCUUUGAUUGUGAAGUAUCUUCUAUCCAAAGGUUUGAUUAAGGAGGGUGCUAGCUUAGCUACACCAUUUAACGUGACUGAUGCACAUUUCCAGCGAAGGUAUGUGAAACGGUUUAAGGAAACAUCGAAGUUGUUAAAGCUAAAUUAGGGAGAAUGCUAGCAUCUUGUGCUUGGUUAAGUUAUGAAUAUUUAUAUACAUUUUGGUGGUGCUGUCAAAACCAGACGUAUUAUGUUUCUUAAUGUCAUUCUAGUUGCAGUAUUUUGACAUGUAGGUUCGCAAUUCUAAUUUUAGAAAAUGGUUCUCUGGUUGAUGAAUUGAGUUUGAUUGUAUUUUUGAAAUUUGCGUAUUUGGAACUUGGAACCGUUUUGGGUUUAAGUCACAAUUCUGGCCUAUAUCACUAGUUUUGUAUUUUUAUGAAUAAUUGAUCCAAGAGAUCCAUUGGUUUUGCAGUUGGAAAAUAUGAUUGCUUUA
This is a messenger RNA of Lathyrus oleraceus (garden pea), 1463 nucleotides long. RefSeq lists its product as uncharacterized. The record is from RefSeq and is a predicted model, not a curated record. Gene Ontology annotation, biological process: regulation of DNA-templated transcription. Lineage: Eukaryota; Viridiplantae; Streptophyta; Magnoliopsida; Fabales; Fabaceae. The transcript has a single exon. Gene Ontology annotation, molecular function: double-stranded DNA binding. Bases 57 to 1139 code for a protein of 360 amino acids.